CCGCGAGCAUAGCUAAUCAAAGAUAGAAUUCAAUGAUAAGAUAAUAAUCCGCCUAGCCAGUAAACUGUACUUUAAGUCAUUAAAUAUCUAUUAUGACGAAGAUGCAGCAGGUUCUCCAUAUAUAACACAAGUUCCGUCAUCUUUCCUGAUGAACCCAUAGCAUCAGUUUCGUGAACAUCAGAGGUUCCUGGUGUGGCGUGAAAUAAUACGGUAUAAUGCCGUUCACGCAAAGAUCAAGGGUGACAAAUGUGAAGAGUGACAACUGAAGGAACCCUGAUCCACCAUGGGAAACACACCAUCAAAGAGUGGCAGCGGAGAGGAACCGGUCAAAACAACUUUGUUUGAAAAAGAGCCAAGUGGGAUUACAUACAGAAUUCCUGCUCUCAUUUAUCUGAGACACAGUCAUACCUUCCUCGCCUUUGCAGAGAAAAGAUCCUCACCCUGUGACCACGAUGCCAAAAUUCUUGUUAUGAGAAGAGGAACGUUGAAAGAUGAUGGAUCUGUUCAGUGGUCGUCCAGUCAGGAGCUGUCAACAGCAUGUCUACCAAACCACCGCACUAUGAAUCCUUGCCCUGUGUAUGAAAAAAACAGCAAAACGCUGUUUUUAUUUUUCAUCUGUAUCUGGGGAAACACCACAGAGCUCAGGCAGAUCAUCACAGGUAAGAACAAGGCGCGUCUUUGCUGUGUUAGCAGCAGCGAUGAUGGGCAAACCUGGAGUCAAGCGAAAGACUUAACAGAAAGUGUGAUUGGCGAAACUAUCCAUAAGUGGGCCACAUUCGCUGUGGGUCCAGGCCACGGUGUUCAGCUGGAGAACGGCAGAUUGAUCAUCCCAGCGUACACCUAUUAUGUCCCUUACAGAUGCUGUUCCUUCCCCAUUCCUUUUACGGUCUACCCACGUGCACUGUCAGUAUAUAGUGAGGACUUUGGCCAGACAUGGCAUAUAGGCAAGAUGCUUAGAAAAAAGUCAUGUGAAUGUGAAAUGGCAGAGAUCAUAGACCACGAGGGCAGGAGUCAUCUUUACUGCAAUGCUCGUAACGCUGGAGGCCACAGAUGUGAGGCCCUGAGUGAAAACAGCGGUGUGUAUUUUGACAAACCCCACAGUGCUCCAGAGCUUGUCGAGCCACCUUCAGGCUGUCAAGGCAGCAUCAUUGGCUUUCCUGCUCCUGAAUUUGUCCCGAAUGAUGACACUGAAAGCAAAGCGUGUGGCACAUCGCUCUUGUCUCCAGACACACAAACCUGGCUCCUCUUCAUCCACCCAACUAACAAGUCUAGUAGAAGGGACAUGGGCGUGUAUUUGAACCGAUCCCCCCUGCACUCAUCAGGAUGGGACAGGCCCAGGAUCAUCCACAGGGGACCCAGUGGCUACUCAGACCUGGCCUAUAACGGAGACAAGGAUCAGUUUUCGUGCCUGGUGGAGUGCGGCAAAGAAAGUGAACUUGAGCAGAUUGCGUUCAUGUCGUUUACCCUUAAUGAUGUCAUGCAGACGGGCAGUAAGAAAGAAAAGAAGAUGCGUUGAAUUGUGGUUGCGUUGAAUUUUUUUCUGUAUUAACAAAGCUCUCUAACAUUCGCCCGCAACCUAAAGAUCCAAGCAAAAGCCACUAAAUAUGCUGUGCAGUAACAUCUGUCUGUGUUUACUGUCGUUCUACAUUCUGGAGAUGAUAAUGCAUGUAUGAGUUGUGUGUUUUUUUUGUCUCCUUGUUUACACGAAAAAGUAAUUCAAGUCUUAAUAGUAUUAAUAUGCAACCAGCUGUAUAAGGAAGGAAACUAUUUUAUAUUGGUUGGCUGGCUGAUUUCAAGCAUGCUGUGCUGGACUGUGGUCGUUAAAACAGGCUUUGUGUGUAGCAUGUUUGACAAGUACUUCAUACCCAUUUCUGCAUCUUAUUAAACUGUCAGUAUUUUCUGAGCAGUGGAGAGAAUUUGCCUACCUCUUUAUUUUCAUAUGAAGAUCAUAGCAGGCCUUGUAAAGUAGAGCGUAGAGUUUCCUCCAUGCUCAGCCUCUCCUUUACAUUUAGUAUACUCUGAUUCACAUAUGCCUUCUACUCCACUGUUUAAACUUAAGCUGUGCCACAGCCUGUCAGUGCGCUGCCUUUUCUGUAGGUCACAGUGGGGGCCACAAAACUGGACAGAAAAGAUAAACAUUUACGUUUUACUUGUUACAUCCAGCUAAUCAAUGAAGAGACCAACCAAACUGUACUAUGAGUAGAUGGAUUAAUACAGAGAUACUUUCUGCAAGCUACUUUGUACUGUACACUGAUUACUAUUACUUUCAUUUCAAAAGCAAUAUUUCACUUUAUUAUGUUAUUUACUUAUUUACUUUGUGUUUUCAGGCGCAUUUAGCAUGAUUUCUGAGCAGGCUUUUCACCCCAAUCAUUAUUCUUUAAGUGCAGGAGUAUGACCAGGUAUGAUUGGCUGGCUGUUAGUUAUCAAAUUAAAGCAUGUAACAGCAGAUGAAGACUCACCAUUUUAAAGCCACUUGGAAUUUGCACACACAAAACCGUGUACUGAGCGACUUUAACAACCAUCUUUGCCUACUGUGAGGCAAAAUGCCUCGAGAGGAUUCUACACUUAGUUUCAUUGUGUUUUUGUUGACUGUUGUGGAAAGUGACAAAAUCUGCAUGAAACAUGUAUUUUAGUAGAAAAUAAAAGUAACCUGUGAUCACCUGA
This is a messenger RNA of Siniperca chuatsi (mandarin fish), 2664 nucleotides long. It is a transcript of the gene neu3.1, whose product is annotated as sialidase 3 (membrane sialidase), tandem duplicate 1. The coding region runs from base 284 to 1516 and encodes 410 amino acids. Lineage: Eukaryota; Metazoa; Chordata; Actinopteri; Centrarchiformes; Sinipercidae. Gene Ontology annotation, molecular function: exo-alpha-sialidase activity. Gene Ontology annotation, biological process: ganglioside catabolic process; oligosaccharide catabolic process. Gene Ontology annotation, cellular component: cytoplasm; lysosome; membrane. The record is from RefSeq and is a predicted model, not a curated record. The transcript is spliced from 4 exons.